This is a messenger RNA of Chroicocephalus ridibundus (black-headed gull), 6389 nucleotides long. It is a transcript of the gene LACTB, whose product is annotated as lactamase beta. Bases 436 to 2079 code for a protein of 547 amino acids. The record is from RefSeq and is a predicted model, not a curated record. Gene Ontology annotation, molecular function: peptidase activity. Gene Ontology annotation, biological process: proteolysis; regulation of lipid metabolic process. NCBI's taxonomy places the organism in Eukaryota, Metazoa, Chordata, Aves, Charadriiformes, Laridae. Gene Ontology annotation, cellular component: mitochondrion. The transcript is spliced from 6 exons.
UUGGAAAAUUCAGUAUUUGCUAGUAAUUCCUCACUAAUCUAAUUAAAUAUGCUCAUCUUGCAGUUGGGUUUAUCUUGGUGUUAGCCUCGCUUGCCCUGCUUGGCGUUCAGCAGCAGGCUACACGGCAUCCUGCCCUCGUUUGCUGUGGAGUGCAGAGUUAGGGCGAGAAGUUACGUGGUGGCUUGGAGCGUCCCCCGUCUUCUCUCCACCCUCGUCUUCUCUCCGUUCUCCUCUGCUCGACGUGGCUGCGAUGGAAGCGUUGGUUAAACCCCGCUGAUCCGACUCCCGCCAGGCGAAGGGGGACCGGCCCCUGCUCAGGAGAGGCGCUGUGGGGCCGGGGGAGCCCCGGCAGGGCCGGGCAGGCUCCACUUCCCCCGCUCCCGGUCCCGCCGCCACAGCCGUCGCUGCGCCGAGAGGGGCGGCCGCCCUCGCUCGAUGCGCUCGGAGCUCGGCCGGGCGAGCGCUCGGGCGCGGCUGGAGCUGCCUGGCGGCCGCCCGGUGAGGCGGCGGCGGCGCGGCGCGGCCAUGCGGGGCCUGGCGCGGGCCCUGUGGAGGGCGGCGGCGGCCCGGCGAAGGGGCGGCGGUGCCGGGGCGCGGUCCUGGGGCUGGGGGCUGGCGCUGGGGCUGGCCAUGGGGGUGAAGGUGCCGACGCCGGCGGGCUGCGAGGCCGACGGCGGGCAGGAGGCGGAGGUGAAGCCGCUGCCGCCCCCUCGGGGCUUCGGCGCGGCCAUCGAGAGGAGCCGGGACCUGGUGCGCAGGAUUAAGGAUGAAGCAGGAAUCCCAGGUAUACUAGUUGGAGUUUCUGUAGAUGGAAAGGAAGUCUGGUCGGAAGGUUUGGGUUAUGCUGAUGUAGAGAAUCGUGUAGUAUGUAAGCCAGAGACAAUCAUGCGAAUUGCUAGUAUUAGCAAGUGUCUUACGAUGAUGGCUGUUGCUAAGUUGUGGGAAGAGGGGAAACUGGAUUUAGAUGCUCCGGUGCAGAAAUACGUCCCUGAAUUUCCAGAAAAAGUCUACGAGGGUGAAAAGGUCGCUAUUACUACAAGGCUGUUAGUUUCCCACUUGAGUGGGAUUCGUCACUAUGAAAAAGAUAUUGCAAAAGUAAAGGAAGAGAAGGAAAAGGCAAACAGAGCAUUUAAACUAACAAAGCCCUAUCAGGAUAAAGAACAAAAAGAAGAAGGCGGCAAAGGGAUUGAAAAGACUGAUUCUGUCAAACCGAGGAAAGAACACGAAGGUGAGGUAAAAAGCCGAAAUUCAAAACCUGGCAAGAGAGACAAGGAAUUUGAGCAAGAAGAGUAUUAUUUGAAGGAAAAAUUUGGAAGUGUGAUUGAAUCACUGAAGAUAUUUAAAAAUGAUCCCUUAUUCUUUAAACCAGGUGAUCAGUUCUUGUAUUCAACAUACGGCUUUACUCUCUUAAGUGCUGUUGUGGAGAGAGCUUCAGGACAAAAAUUUACAGAUUAUAUGCUAAAAAUGUUUCGCGAUUUGGAUAUGCUGUCAACUGUACUGGAUGACAAUGAAGCAAUGAUAUAUAACAGAGCAAGGUGUUAUGUUUACAACAAAAAGGGACGGCUGGUAAACGCACCGUAUGUGGACAAUUCUUACAAGUGGGCUGGUGGUGGCUUCCUGUCAUCAGUGGGUGACCUUCUGAAAUUUGGAAAUGCCUUGUUAUACAGUUACCAAGCCGGACAAUUUAAAAACACUAAUGACAAACUUCUUCCUGGGUACCUCAAACCAGACACAGUCGCAAUGAUGUGGACCCCAGUGCCAAAAACAGAAGUAUCGUGGGACAGGGAUGGUAAAUACGCAAUGGCUUGGGCUGUAGUAGAGAAAAAACAACAAUGUGGCUGUUGCAGACAGCAGAGACACUACGCAUCUCAUACGGGUGGUGCAGUGGGCGCAAGUAGUGUCCUCCUCAUUCUUCCUGAAGAGCUGGACUCUGAAGCUGUAGAUACUGGGCUAGUGGCACCACCUAGAGGAGUAAUUGUUAGUAUUAUCUGUAAUAUGCAAUCAGUUUCACUCAACGGCACUGCCUUAAAGAUUGCGAGGGAAUUUGACAAAGAAAAAUGGGCACAAUACAUGGAUUAAAAAAAGAGGGACGCGUAACUGCUCUCACUGUACUGAAACAUGAGAAACAAAUGGAGAAGGGUGUAAUUGGACUUUGAGAUCACUAAGAAUACGUGAAGAAAAAGCAUCAAAAAUUCACUUAAUUAACUUCUGAUAGUGGUGCUAAACUUAUGUCUAACUGGAAUUCAUCUCUCAGGGAAGUUCCUAACUUACAGAACAGGAGAAUGUAACAGUCAAACUUGACUUCCUGUAGUCCCUGUGUAAAUUACCGUUGUAUUAACAAGUUUUUUUCUCAUCCAGUCAAGCAUUUGAGCAACUAGCAUUGGUUUCUUAUGCUGAGAAGUACAACAAUAAAUCAUCUACCUUAAAUGUUAAAUUUUUGAAAAAAUUCACAUCUCUAUUUGAGCACAAAAUAAUUCGUUAUUCUCACAGUUCCAGUCUGCCAAAACUGUUCAGUAUUACUUUUUAAAGAACAAUGGUUUUACUGUUGAUUUUUACAUUUUCACAUAGCACUUUUCUUACUUGCUUAAAAAGCAAAAAAAACGCCAACAAAACCCAAAUCCUGAAGCUACAUCCAGGAUGCAGAUUUAUACCAGAAGUACUCUUUUGUCAGAGCUGUGGAUUGUUAAGAAUUAGAAAAGAAUGAAGCUAGAGUAAUGUAAGUAAAAAUCUUUUUGUUAUUUAGAUGUCCUCUCCAUUUUUAUUGGACACAGAGAAUGUGUGAAACUAGUUUACUGUGAAAUAAAGGUAUAAUUUCCACAGUCAAAUAUGCCCGAAUAGCUGACAGCACAUGGUGAGCUGUCAAACUGUCUCAUUGUCUUUGAAGGAUACACAUGCUAACUUCGGUAGCCAGAAAUGGCACUAUAUUCUGUCAAGUAGGUAUUCCUUUAGAUAUAGGAAUUAGGAACUCAAUAACUUGAAGCCAGUAGUAGAAGUCUUACAGACUUUGAGAGGUUUUUUUGAAAACCAUCCUUUUUUUCCAUUUGGAGACGUGUUACUUUAGCACAAGGUUGAAACAACAAAUUGUGACAGAGUUCCAAAGAAGCAUUUUCUAAUCUUCAAUUUUACUAUAGGAAUACAGUAACAUCUGAAUGUGUUAAUUUUAUAUAUUCCGUAAUGGCAUGGAAGAUCUCCAUGAUCUCCAAGAUCUACCCCCACCCCACUUCCCCUGCCGUUACAGCAGACAGUAUUUCCAGGCUGAGACAAACCAAAAUAUGCUUCAGGAAGGGUUUGAAGUUAGUGCUUCUAGUAUUCUAGCUUCUAAUGCUUCUAGCUUCAUAGUUGUUACCUGCCCGGUGGUAAAACAACAUGCUGUCGUCUCUGUUCCCCAUAUGUCUAUGAUGACAUUUAUUACCUAAGACUGACAAACUGGGAAAUUUAAUAUUUUGAGGUGUCAGUGUUAUACCUACAUUUUGAAUUGAAGCUAGUAGGACUGGUUUAGUACUCUUCAUAAUUGUAAUCAUUCUUGUGCCUUAAAACAGUAAAAGCUUACACCUAAACUAUUUGCUUGGGUUUUCUGGCCCACUCACCAAAAAUUCACUUUUUUCAUUCAUUAACGAUGGGUUGUCUUCACCUCAAGAAUAUCAAAUCAGUAGAGACAACAGAGAGAACCCUUCUGAACAAACUGUCAUUUGGUCAGGCAGUACAUUACAUACCCUUCCACUGAGGUCUUUGGUAUUGUUUGGGAGUUCCAAUACAGAAGUACUGGAGGUGAGCGUCUUCCACAACAGCAACAUUUUUUUUUUUCCAGUCUUGAGCACCUGCUAGCUGGGUAAAUGUGCAGCAGCAGAAGUCAUUGCCCGUUUUACACAGGGAACGAGAGUAAGUAGUUCUACGUUGUUUUCAUGUUGAAGAAUACAUGAAUAGAAAUAGACCAAAUACAAUGUUUUAAAUGUAGAAAACCUGAAAAGUAAUGCUGUUAUUUUAGGAUUUAUAACAUACCUUUUUGCAAGUGGUAUUUACUCUUUAAAACCAUUUUGCAUACUUGAGAGAAAACAAGGUUUACGCACUGACCGUUGUGUUUGCAUUUAGAGAACGAUGAAGAAUGUAGAAGGCAUAGGUUUACUGUUACGGUUGUCUGCAUAUGACCAAACACUAAUAAAUGUAAAUAUUUGAUGUAUGAAAGCAAAUAAUGGUAAGAAGUGUCCUAAGGAAUUUCUAACACCAAGAUCUUAAUGACAGUGUCUCACUCCCCUCAUAAGUUACGUUUAGCCAACAACUUUUUAUAUGUAUACCACGUUUUUUAUGCUGUAUCUCCUGUAACUUAGGGCUUUUAAAAAAAACCUCAGUUGUCACAUGUACAGUCUUGGAGAUGCUAUGAUGUCUGAAUUUCAUCUUCCAGUACCUGUAACAAAAUGGGUCACUGACUUUCUCUGAUUCGGUAUUUACUUAUCAUGAGUCUUAUAUUUUAGGGUAGAAGAAGAGAAGGCAAAGAUAUGGAAGACUAGGAAUCAAUCUGGCCGCAGCACAUGUAUUCAGGAUACAAGUGAAUUAAUAUUGCUACUUUGAUCUUUGUCCUGAAACCAGUUAUUUGAUGGACCAGCAUUAAGUAUGGGAAACUGGCCAAUUAAGAGCAGCUGUUACGAUUAACUUGCUCUUAAAUUAACCUUUAUUGUGAAAACACAGUAUGGUACUGACAUAAAGCUGUACUUUUCUUAAAAGGCACAUAUGCUAAAUUGGCGCAUCUAUUUCUGUAUCAAAACAUCUGCUUUUUGCAUCUGAUAAUUAUAGGUGUUCACUGUUUGAAUUAACUGAAAUAAAACUUAUCUAGCAAAUGCAACAAGUUGUAAUACUGGGUUUUGGGGUUUUUUAUUCACUAAGAAACAUACGUAUUUUAAAAGUCGUAAAAAAUAAUACAGGUUAAAUAGAAAUUCCCAACAAUAAUUAGCUCGGCAAGAUAACCGAUACUUUGAAAAAGAUGUUGAUACUUAACUUAAGAUAUUAUUUAGUAAAAUAAGAUACAUGUAAGACUUUGAAUGUUUUCUCAUGGCUUAAAAAAAAUCCACUUUUUAACAGCCAUUUAGAAAGGGAUGGCUUUAAAAAACUAACUAAAACCCUGUUUCCUUGUUGCCAAAAGGUAAUUAUUUAAUAUCAGUAUUUAAUACUGAAAACAUGCAUGGUUUUGCUGUACUAGUUUUUUUAUUGCCUGGAUACCAUUCAUGGCUGUUAGUGUAGUUUGCUGACUUACUGUUGUUUAUAUACACCAUAUGCCUUCUCUAUACCAAGUGCUCUCAGUGUUUUGCAAAAGACUUUUUUUUCUUUAUGGAAGUCUCAGUAUAGAAUACCAAAUGGAGUUUCGAGAUCAGAUUAGAGGGAGGGAAAAAACAUGCAUUCCACAAAAACAGGUGAACAUGAGUGAGUAACUUUAUAUUUUUAUUUAUCGCCACGUUACUCAACAUAGUAAAGGGACUAAAGCAACGUUGAAAGCAAAUGAGCCAUUUUAAAUCUAUCUAAUCUAGGGUAGUUGCAGUAAUAAAGUAUACAAAAUGCACUCUUAGAGCAGUUUCUGUCACCAAAAGCAUUACACUGCUGUAGUUGAUGAUUAACGAGGGGAAGGAUGCAGCAAUUCCAAGGUUUUUAUAUUACAUGAUGCCACUCAAUUAACAAUACACUGUUUAAAAGUAAAAUUACAAAAAUAGAGCUCAGUUGUCUGCAAACUUGCAGGAAAAACUUGCACUUUAAAUCAUUUAUUGAAAAAGAGAUUCCAGCUCAUUAGUCACCAAUAGCAUGUAAUUUUUACAAAAUCAACUGUAAUUACAUUGGUAUAUUAACAGGCAUUUUUAAACCAGUAAGGCUUUCAGGAACGCAGAUCCGAAACCACAUGCUGAAGUGUUCAGUGUUGCUUUCUUCUAAAUGAACAGCCUGUAAAGAAAUCAUAUGAGUAUAGAUACGAAUAGACCCUAAAUUGUUAGACUGCCUUGGAAAUUUGCCCGCCCAACUUAAGUAGGAAAAUUCGUGCAAUAAAUUUAAAUUUCAUGUACCACAAGAGGUGAAGAUUUGUCACUCUGAGUUUGCUCUAACUCAACCGGAACAAUAUGGCUGUCGUACAAUUAAUCUUAAAAUAAGGCUAAGGUGUACUAUUUCUUUUCUUCCAGAUGCCUUUUAAAAUUUCAGUCUACUGUUCCAUCCCUUUAGUGAUACAAACCCCAAACUGAAACAGCUGCUAGGAGUGUUGAUACCUUUUCAACUGCUCAACAGCCUUAUAUCAGGUACUCUGUCCUCAUAUAAACUACAUUCAUAUAUGGUAUAUGCACUAAGAUAUGCAGUUUGCAUAUAUAUUUACCUUUUGACCUUCAAACAAAACGUGAAUAAAAUCUGGAUUUGUUCUUUAA